Messenger RNA from Gambusia affinis (western mosquitofish), 2265 nucleotides. RefSeq names its product ubiquitin specific peptidase 12a (gene usp12a). The record is from RefSeq and is a predicted model, not a curated record. NCBI's taxonomy places the organism in Eukaryota, Metazoa, Chordata, Actinopteri, Cyprinodontiformes, Poeciliidae. The coding region runs from base 433 to 1527 and encodes 364 amino acids. Gene Ontology annotation, biological process: protein deubiquitination. The transcript is spliced from 9 exons. Gene Ontology annotation, molecular function: cysteine-type deubiquitinase activity; cysteine-type endopeptidase activity. Gene Ontology annotation, cellular component: cytosol; nucleus.
AACUGGGUAAUGGAUGACCUAAGGGAGACAAACACUUAACCUAUAUUAUAUUUAGGGGAAAUAAUGAACAUGGAAACUAAGAUAUUGCACAGGCCUUAAACCAUAUAACAGAAAUUUAUAAGAUCAUUCAAACCUUUUGAAUCUCCUUGGCAUGGAAACUCACAAAAGAUCUCCCUGAAGGUUUUGUAUUUAAAUCCCACUGGAAAUAGUCGGAGUGCAGACAUGUCUGCCUUUUUACUGUCAGGUGAAAAUUAUGAAUAAUUUGCUUUAGUGACAUUAGAGGAAUGCCAAGUAUUUGCGUUUUUUAUCGUAUUUUAUUUGAACAAAAGUUGUUUUGAUAGGAUCGAUUCAGAUGCAUUGUCACUGUAAUGUAUGUUUUAUUUUUUAAGUCAUAGAUGAACUUUAAACUGAUUAAGAGUUAGUGAAAUUUACAUGUGUGUGUUGCAUUUUUUACAGGGCGCCAAUGCCUCUGCUCUGGAGAAAGAGAUUGGAUCUGAGCAGUUUCCUGUUAAUGAGCACUACUUUGGCCUGGUCAAUUUUGGGAACACCUGCUACUGCAACUCGGUGCUGCAGGCUCUCUACUUCUGCCGGCCGUUUCGGGAGAAGAUCCUGGCGUACCGCAGUCAGCCUCGGCGGAAGGAGAACCUGCUCACCUGCCUGGCCGACCUGUUCCACAGUAUCGCCAACCAAAAGAGAAAAGUGGGGGUCAUACCACCCAAGAAGUUCAUCACACGGCUACGCAAGGAGAAUGAGCUGUUUGACAACUACAUGCAGCAAGAUGCCCACGAGUUCCUGAACUACCUGCUCAACACCAUCGCAGAUCUGCUGCAGGAGGAGAGGAAGCAGGAGAAGUCUAAUGGUCGCCUAGCCAACGGCACAUUGGACUCCCAGAACAACAACAGCAACGCCACGCCUGCUCCCACCUGGGUCCACGAGAUCUUCCAAGGCACUCUGACCAAUGAGACGCGUUGCCUCACGUGUGAAACGAUAAGCAGCAAAGAUGAAGACUUUCUGGACCUUUCUGUGGACGUAGAACAGAAUACCUCCAUCACACACUGCCUCAGAGGGUUCAGUAACACAGAGACUCUGUGCAGUGAGUACAAAUACUACUGUGAGGAAUGUAGAAGCAAGCAGGAGGCGCACAAGAGGAUGCGUGUGAAGAAGCUGCCGAUGAUUCUGGCUCUGCACCUGAAGCGCUUUAAGUACAUGGAGCAGCUGCAGCGAUACACCAAGCUGUCCUAUCGCGUUGUCUUCCCUCUGGAGCUCCGUCUCUUCAACACCUCUGGAGACGCCACCAAUCCUGAGAGGUUAUACGACCUGGUUGCUGUGGUAGUGCAUUGUGGGAGUGGUCCAAACAGGGGUCACUACAUCGCCAUUGUAAAAAGUCAUGACUUCUGGUUGCUGUUUGAUGACGACAUUGUAGAGAAAAUCGACGCCCAGGCCAUCGAAGAGUUCUACGGUCUCACAUCCGAGAUCUCCAAGAACUCCGAGUCGGGCUACAUCCUCUUCUACCAGUCCAGAGACUAAACCAGAUGUGGACCACAGCGCUUUGCCACAUCAUCCCAGAGAGACGCUCUCUUCUAACUUUGUGAGGGGGGGGGAGCAGCAGCAGAUUGUAAACUCACACGGCGUCAUACCUGCUUCUACCUGAGGCUUCUAAGCACCGCAGCUCAGCCGUGGCAGUCCCCCCUACUUACCAGCUGACCCCCCCCUCCUCCCAUGCCCUUCUUGCUCCCCUUCAUCCACCGCUGCUGCUGCGAGGACAGAGAGAGACGACAACAAAUGAAACUGUCAUGAUUGUUUUCAGAAGAAGGGACUGAGGGUUGUACAGAUUUUGACUGGCUGUUUGAGUGCUGUUCUAGUUUUUGCCUUGGGUGUGGGGUGAAUGGGUAUUUAAUUCAUAUGGUGUAAUAUCGGCCUGGAGUCUUCACCUCCCACAAUGUUAACCUAAACUGUGACGGAACUUUUUUUUUUUGGUCAUGGACGUGACGGAGGACGGACAGGAGAUGGGUGCCCUGCUUACAGGGAGCACUGGGCUGUGUAUUUCUAGUGUACAGAAUGGUAUUUGUAUAAAUAUUUCAUUAAGAUAUUAUCAUUGGAAAAUGUUAGACUCGGAGAAGAUGUAUUAACACUAUGGUGCACUUUUGAUACUGUUUUGUAGGUGUUGGCAAGCUUAAUGUGAGGGUGGGGGGUUGCUCGAAAAGGCCUGUUGUGAAGCGAUCAUUUUCUGUUUUUAAGAAAAAGAAAUAAAGCCAAUAAGAUUGA